Messenger RNA from Nerophis lumbriciformis (worm pipefish), 384 nucleotides. The record is from RefSeq and is a predicted model, not a curated record. Lineage: Eukaryota; Metazoa; Chordata; Actinopteri; Syngnathiformes; Syngnathidae.
AUGUCCCAGCAGGUGGACCAACCCAAGGCAUUCACCGUGACCACCAUGACCAGUCUAAGCAACAAAUGGAGUUCAGACAUCUGCGACUGCUUUGACGACCUGCCCCAAUGUUGUUUUGCCUUCUGGUGCCUCCCUUGCUUCACGUGCAAAACAUCGCACGAUGCCGGCGAGUGCCUUUGCCUGCCCUUGCUGGACGCCUUCGGGGUCAUCCCGCCCAUGACCACAGCCCUCCGGGUGUCUGUACGCCAGCGCUAUGGCAUACAGGGCACAGUUUGCCACGACUGCAUUUACGCUUGUUGCUGCGGACCGUGCACCUGGUGCCAAAUCGCCCGAGAAAUCCAAGCCAGAAGACAUCCAAUUACAUUCGUCAACAUGGCGCCUUGA